This is a messenger RNA of Prorocentrum cordatum, 847 nucleotides long. The record is from the annotation of a GenBank genome assembly. Lineage: Eukaryota; Dinophyceae; Prorocentrales; Prorocentraceae.
AGCCGGCCCGAGAGAGCGCCCCGCCCCCCCUCCCCCCCGCGCGCAUGCAGCGCGGUCGGCGCCCUGAGGCGGGCGGCGCCUUUGCCCCUCGCGCCAGCGCGCAAGGAUCGGGGCCCGGCCGGCGCCUCGCCGCUCGAAGGCCCGGCAGGCAGCGGCGCGUGCGGGGGCGCCGAGGAGACGCCCUGGAUGUCGAGCUGCGCAGGCGCAGCGGCGACGCCGCGCGCGUUCCGCUCGGGCGUGGGGCGUACCACGAUCCGUCCAGCGGCUCGCAGAAUCUGGGGACGAACCACAUCGGCACGAGGUCCUGCGUGCGGCAAUCCAAGUUUUUCCGCAUGUACGAGUCCGGGAACGCCACCAAGGCCCUGCUGGGCCAGCAGUCGCUGCAGUGGAGCCUGGAGGAGAAGGAGGGCGCCUACCGGGGCCCCGUCUUCGACGCCUGCGCGGGCCGCGAUGCGCCCGCCCGCCGCCGCGAGGCGCAGGGUCCAGGCGGCCAGGCCGUCGGCACCGGCCCCUGCCCUUGCGCGGCCGCGCCGCCGCCGCAGCAGGGCGCAGGCGCGGCGGGCAGCGCCAGCAGAGGGACCGCGGCCAGGUGGGCCACCAGCAACAGCUGCUACGGCGCCGGCGCCCCCGCGCGGUGAGCCCCGAGCCGUGCCGCGGGCGUCCGCGCGGCGGGCCGACGGCUCUCUUCGCGCCUCUCGACUUCCUCGCUCCUCCUCGGUCUGGGCCUCCCGGUCGCCGUCGUCCUCCCGCGCGCCUCCUCGUGUCUCCGCGCCCCCUCCCGGCGUCGCGUUGCGUUGCCCGGAGCGGCUGCGAGAGGAGGGGAGAGCUGCGCGUGGCGUUGGCGGGC